This is a messenger RNA of Puccinia triticina, 1164 nucleotides long. RefSeq lists its product as uncharacterized. The transcript has a single exon. NCBI's taxonomy places the organism in Eukaryota, Fungi, Basidiomycota, Pucciniomycetes, Pucciniales, Pucciniaceae. Bases 1 to 1164 code for a protein of 387 amino acids. The record is from RefSeq and is a predicted model, not a curated record.
AUGUUUAGUAGUGUAUUUGAAUACAUGAAGCAACGCAAACGGGAUAAUCGUAAUAAGAGAAGAAAAACCGAGCGGCACUCCACAUACGAAUCUGCGGGCCAUGCUGCAGAUCCCUUGUUGCCGCCUGAAAAGCUUACCUGGUCAAUUAAACGAUUCAAAAAAACCGAGCUCUUCCCACACCGACUCAUAGAGGGUGAUCGAAAGCCCACCGAUGCCGAACUUGCACAGGCUCUGAAGAUCGCUGAAGGAUUCCACUAUUUCGGACACGGGAAAGUAGUAGUUAUUGAUGAAGACAAUCCAGAUCAGAUUAUUGCAAUAAUCGAAUUCACCAAAGUAGAAGAUCUAACCCUGUCCGAACUGAACGAGUUGAACAUUAUCGCCAGGUUCAUUCAUAAAUUUAAACAAUUUGUCAAUGCGGUCAACGAAGCCUCUCGUUCUUGGGGUGGAUACAUGUGGAUGGUGGGGUGGCGGAAAGGUUUUGAGGCUUAUCAACUUGCGGGAGUGUAUCUUAACUCCAAGAAGAUUGAAGCAGCAAAAGAUGACUACAAUUCUCUCAUGCGUUCUUCCUCAACCCCUUCAAACAUACUCGGAAAACUGUUUAAAGGUGUUGCAAACAUCGCCUUCGAAAAAAACCGUGAACUCAUGAAAAUGAAUUCUAUCCCGGCUUUUGGAUCGCUCCACUACAAGGAUCCCUUGAAUAAAUUUGAAUGCUCACCAAAUCUAUCGUUCACGACUGGCGGAUACUUCAACCCGCCUCACAAGGAUACUAAGGAUGCCCAAGAUUUUGCAUUCGCGCUAUUCCUUCCCACUAACAAGUCGGACGGCUCAAUUAUAGCAUCAACUGAUGUUUACCAUGUCAAAGGUGGUUCAUUUGUUUUUCCCAAUUAUAGGAUUGGUAUUAAUUUAGACGAACAAAAAGGGAUUGUCAAACUCGUUUGGGCUUCAAGAACAGUUCGACACUGCACUUUACCUGCUAGAGAAUCUCCUACUCAAGCUCGAACAGCUAUGUCUCUUCAAAUCAACCAAACAACUCUUACCACCUUCAGAGAUAUCAACAAUGGUUCGAUUUAUAAUAGACCUGCUAUUAAAAAAAAGGCAAAAGAAAAUUUGUUUGUAGCUGGUCAUGAUUAUGCCAUAAACCCUUCCAAUUAUCCUCAUCCUUAA